Messenger RNA from Populus euphratica (Euphrates poplar), 2061 nucleotides. RefSeq names its product Pseudouridine synthase family protein. Gene Ontology annotation, biological process: tRNA pseudouridine synthesis; mRNA pseudouridine synthesis. Gene Ontology annotation, molecular function: RNA binding; pseudouridine synthase activity. The coding region runs from base 73 to 1413 and encodes 446 amino acids. Lineage: Eukaryota; Viridiplantae; Streptophyta; Magnoliopsida; Malpighiales; Salicaceae. Gene Ontology annotation, cellular component: cytoplasm; nucleus. The transcript has 16 exons. The record is from RefSeq and is a predicted model, not a curated record.
UCGCCGUCUCUUCUUCAAUUUGGCCUUUAAGUGGUAGACUGGAGCGAAAACAGAGUAAAAAAAGGUUGAACCAUGCCCGAAGAAGCAGAAGAAGUCAUCAAUUUAAGAUCUCAAAUAACUUUUCUUCAGAACAGGGUCAAAGAAUUGGAGGAAGAGAAUGCAAAGUUUUCCUCUCGACUCUCAAGCUGUCGCUGUAACGAGUUACAAGAGAAAAGGCCUAAAGAAAAAUGUGAAAAUCUGGGAGAGGAGAGAGGAGAAAUGAAUUCUGGGAGCAAGAAGAGUGGAAGAAAGAAAGCCACGUCUAGAACGCCAGGUUAUGAUACAAGGUUCCUGAAUCACCAUCCGAGGAGAUAUGUUGCUCUUAAAGUCAUGUAUUUUGGUCAAAGGUUUUAUGGUUUUGCUUUGGAGGCACAAAUGGAUCCCACAGUUGAGUCUGAGAUUUUCAAGGCUCUUGAAAAGACAAGACUUUUAAUUGGUGAUAAGAAGGAAAUACAGUACUCGAGAUGUGGUAGAACAGACAAGGGAGUUUCUGCUAUUGGGCAAGUGAUUGCACUGUAUUUACGAUCCAAACUCAAGGGCAGUGAUGCACACAACAAACAUUCAGGGGAGACUGUUCCAGAAGAACAGGAUGGUCAGCCAGAAGGGGAAAUUGAUUAUGUGAGAGUGUUGAAUGGAGUCCUUCCAAAAGACAUCCGGAUUGUGGGCUGGUGUCCUGUUCCAAGUGACUUCAGUGCAAGGUUCAGCUGUUUGAGCAGGGAAUAUAAAUAUUUCUUUUGGAAUGACAAUUUGAACCUCUUGGUUAUGGAGACCGCAGGUAAGAAGCUUAUUGGGGAACAUGACUUCAGAAACUUCUGCAAGAUGGAUGCAGUGAAUGUGCACAAUUAUAGGCGAAAUGUGAUGUCAUUUGAGAUCUCUCCUUGUGAUAUGAGAUUUGAAGGGCAUCAACUUUAUGCUAUAAAAAUUAAAGGCAGUGCUUUCCUGUGGCACCAAGUCCGGUGCAUGGUUGCUGUGCUAUUUAUGAUUGGCCAAGGUCUUGAAUCCCCUGAAGUAAUAGAUGCAUUACUGGACACCAGGACACUGAGGAAACCCCAGUAUCUCAUGGCUCCUGAAAUUCCGUUGGUUCUUCUAUCCUGUGAGUUUGAAGGUCUCAAGUUUUCGUGUUCUUCAGAUGCUGGACAAGCUCUGCAUGUUCACUUGGAGAAUGAAUGCCGACUUUACCAUCUCCAGGCUGCCAUCUUUCAAGAGGCUCUGUUGAGUCAUUUGCCUUUGUCAAUUGGUGCAGAAAAUAAAGACUCAUCUAGCAAUGGAGUGACAAGAAAAAAAGCUUCCCAUAUUCCCCUCAUGUCAAGGGCAACUGAGCCAUCAUAUGAAGAGCGGCGUGCUAAGCUGGAAACAGCGAAGUUAAGAGCUUGAUAACCAGUCAGCCAGAGCUGGGAGAGUUUAAUGCAGCCCAAUCCUGCAGGUUAUACACUUUCCAUUUCUAGCCGGCUUCUGUAGGAAAAUAAAAUAAUGUGAUUGCAAUGCUGGCUAAUAUUACAGUGUAUUCAAAUAAAAGAUUUAUGGGAGACCACAUCUUGCUGGAAAACAGUUGUUUCUUUUCUCAUAGACAGCCAUGGAGCGGUCCUACGAAUCUAGCCAAUACUUGGUGGUGUGCACUUCAUUUAGCAAUAGACAUUCUUUUAGCUGAAAAAGUCAUUUUCACAACCUUCAGAAGUGGAGCUCGUAAAUCUUAGAUGGUGAUAUAGCUUCCUCGGCAAAAUUGUUGUUUGAAUCAAGACCCAGAAACUUCGGCCGAUGGUCCACAGGAUGGGAAAGACAGGCAAGAGAUUGGGUGCUCCCACUCACUUUUAAUUGUUCGCGCCAUGGUUGAUUGUCAAUUUUUCCUUUUUAGAUUCUUCAAACUUUUUCUUAUUUACAUUUUUGUCACUAGAUUUCAAUUUUUUUUUUAAUUUCAUCAUUACACGUUAAUUUAACAUGGUUUUGUUUCUUGAAAUCUGUUUUGAUUUGUGUACUUUUUGCAUACUCGAUGUGGAGUUAAGUAAUCUGGUGUUAUUGUGUUCU